AUGAGUGAUUCGCCAACGGAAAAGGAAGUCAGGCAGAAAAUUCGGAGUGGUAGAUUCAGGACAGCAAUUUGGGGAUUCUUCUCUGAUUACUGUAACAACAGCACAAUCCAUGGAGUUAGGUACCUAGGCGAGAAACGUAGGCCCUGGACUGAGAGGGUUUGGUGGGAUGACACUCCAGUCAUUGUAACAUUUGCUGACAAAUCCACAUUUGUCUGGCAAAUACCAUUUCCAGCUGUUACUAUUUGCCCCGAAACUAAGGUCAAAACUGAAUAUUUAAAUUUUACAAAAGUUUUCAAGAAAAUAUUUAAAGACGAAGAAAAUCUUACGUCAACAGACUUUGUUCCUAUCCUCACGGAGGAAGGUUUUUGUUUCACCUUUAAUACACUCAAUGCUUCAGAAAUCUACAAUCCUUCUGCCCUGCAUCCUGGAUAUGAGUAUCCUAUUCAAGAAUCCGAAUCAAAGGACUGGAAUUUAGAAGAAGGAUAUACAACUCUGGACUUAUCAACGCAUCCACAACGAGCUUUGGGAGACGGUGUACGGGUUGGAUUAUACAUAUUAUUGAAAGCUUCAGAAAAGGAUUUUGACUACCUAUGUAGUGAAAUGAUGCAGGGCUUUAAAGUCCAUUUACAUUCACCUGAUGAGAUUCCUCAAAUAGCUCGCCAAUUUUUCAGGGUGCCACUGAAUCAAGGGAUUAUGGUUUCGGUUAAACCAAGUAUGCUUACAACAUCUGAAGGAUUAAGAGCCUAUAAUCCGAUAAGGAGACAAUGCUACUUCAACCACGAACGCCAAUUGAAAUUCUUUCGAAAUUAUACUCAAAAGAAUUGUGAAUUGGAGUGCUUAUCUCUAUUUAUGAUAAAGGAAUGUGGAUGUGCGAAAUUCUACAUGCCUCGAUAUACAGAUACCCCAAUAUGUGGGUCUGGGAAGAUUUCGUGCUACUACAGAACCAUAAGCGAUUUAGUCCUGAGAACGAUGGAAGAGGGCUUACAGAAUAACUACACAAAUUCAGACUGCAAUUGCCUGCCAGCAUGUACGUCGAUAGCGUACGAUGCGGAAAUAUCGCAGACUGAUAUGGACUGGGAUAAGCUUUUCGAGGCUUUAGAAAUCCCUAAAGACAAAUUAGAAGGAAUUCGUCCCGCAAUCCUAUCAAUUUAUUUCAAGGACUCCCAGUUUAUCACUUCUAGAAGGUCCGAGCUCUAUGGUCUGACCAAUUUUGUGGCCAAUUGCGGAGGACUUCUGGGACUCUUUAUGGGUGUCUCUCUCCUGAGUAUCGUUGAGAUUAUUUAUUUCUGCAGCAUUCGCUUAAUCAACAAUCUCAAGAUGAGAAGGACCACAAAAUUAGCUUCUAAUUAAUUUUACUGCUCGAACUCCAAGGAGAGAUCAGUAUAUAAUAAUCCCUCGAUUUUUUCACCAACCCAAAAUUUCCUCCUUUCACCCC
Messenger RNA from Phlebotomus papatasi, 1435 nucleotides. Its product is annotated as pickpocket protein 28-like. NCBI's taxonomy places the organism in Eukaryota, Metazoa, Arthropoda, Insecta, Diptera, Psychodidae. Gene Ontology annotation, biological process: sodium ion transmembrane transport. Bases 1 to 1350 code for a protein of 449 amino acids. Gene Ontology annotation, cellular component: membrane. Gene Ontology annotation, molecular function: ligand-gated sodium channel activity. The record is from RefSeq and is a predicted model, not a curated record. The transcript has 5 exons.